This is a messenger RNA of Ceraceosorus bombacis, 792 nucleotides long. The record is from the annotation of a GenBank genome assembly. Lineage: Eukaryota; Fungi; Basidiomycota; Exobasidiomycetes; Ceraceosorales; Ceraceosoraceae.
CGUUGAUGCACGAAGCACAAUGAGAAUUCAGAAGAAUAAAUGGUGAGAAGUGAAUGUGUAUAUGUACAUAGCCGAGCUGCAAGAAGGCGCUUUUCCCCCGGCUACACUUGGCAAAGCUGCUUCGUAAAUUGGCGCUACAAGUCACAGUGCAUGUAUUCAUUCCCACCUGCACCAAUCUUGUCCAACUUUCUCAUCCAUGCGAGACUUUCCCACACCCACAUGCGCGACGCUACACCAAGCGUGGCACGUUCCCUCCAUCCGAAUUGCGCAGCUUCAACCCAGCAAGCAACUACCCUCGCGCCCGCUUCGUCAACCGCAGAGAGAGGGCCAGCGCCUUUCUUCGCUUUCGACCAAUCUUCGGCUGAACCAGCCUUUUCGCUGCAGUUGUAUAGCUGUCACGCAACGGUACAAGCUAGCUCUGCUCCGCUGUGCCGCCGGCUGAGCUCAGCUCGACUUUGGUCGGACUCGGUGACAUCUCACGCGACAGGCGUCUGCUUCCAGAGACCGCUGGCUGAGCAUCUCUUUUUGCCGACGACUGCCACUCUAUGCAAAGAGUUGCGCCCUGCUGUAGACUUGGCGCAAGUCCUUGGUUACUGGGAAGAGACAAAGUCGGCUCACUCUCUGAUCCCUUGCGCUUUGGCGAGCCAAAGCGGAGAGAAGAGGGUCAUUCGCUCGCCUGUGCAAGACAUAAACAAGCCGACCCAAAAUACGACCUGAUGACCACAGAUUUGUCACGCAACUCUGCAAACAAUCUCGCAACCCUGUUCACCGCGCGCGCUGCGAUCCGCAAAG